AUGGUGAAUGAAGGAAGUAAUCAUGGGGUUGUUGCAAUGAUCCAAGGAGAGAUGGAGAAUGAGGUAGACGCCGACGUGGAGAUACUUGGGACGUCCGUCGUCGCUGCUCGUGCGUCCAUGAUGCUAUCAGAUGUGAGGGCGGCUAUGGCAGAGGAGCAAGUUGUUAUGGUUCAUGAUGAGCGAGCAGCACAUGUGCUGGGCGAGCAAGGCGGGACGGAAGACAGAACGAGGGAGCCCACUACGCGCUACACUGAGCGGUCUGGGCGAGCACAAUGUCCGUGUGAUAGGGUAAAGGUGUGGGCAGAGGAAUGUUCUGGCAUCUGGUGUGUUGGGCAGCCCAUUAGAAGAAGGAAAAGAAAGGGAGGAGGAGCCCUUGGGCGCUACUUCCACGCGCGGGACAGCUGGGCAUGCCGCUCAGGCGUUGGGCGAGCAUGGGGGUUCUUUGGGCAAGCCUGA
Ilex paraguariensis (yerba mate) is the source of this 456-nucleotide messenger RNA. Lineage: Eukaryota; Viridiplantae; Streptophyta; Magnoliopsida; Aquifoliales; Aquifoliaceae. The record is from the annotation of a GenBank genome assembly.